Molecule: messenger RNA, 1326 nt
Organism: Temnothorax curvispinosus
Lineage: Eukaryota; Metazoa; Arthropoda; Insecta; Hymenoptera; Formicidae
Exons: 4
Coding region: 1-1326 (441 amino acids)
Biological process (GO): sensory perception of taste
Cellular component (GO): axon; neuronal cell body; dendrite
Source: RefSeq, a predicted model, not a curated record
AUGGUUACUUUGCGACCAACAACUGACUUGUUAAGUAAUGUUAUAUGCAUAUACAUAUGUUGCCUUAUUAAUAAAUUGAUUAAUCCGCCACUGAAGUUCCAAAGACGCGCCAAGUGCAAAAUGUGGAAAAAAUGGCAGCUCUUUUACGCUACGGACUUUCAAUCGUUAAUGUAUCCCUGCUUCGUCUUCUGCAACGUUCUCGGAACAUUUCCGUAUAGGAUUAACGCUUCGAUCAUCGAAACUUCAAAACAGCGCUACAUUCUGCCGACCGUCGUUCUUUGUGUCUUCUGUAUUUACGAACUAGUAGUGCUCUAUAUGAUUAAUAUUGCUGGAGCAAUAAAAUUCAGAGACAUGCCUAAGACUCUCGAGAGUAACUGCUUUCACGUACUCGGUAUUUUUAUCGUGAUUGUUACAUAUAUUUCGAGCGGUACUCGAAUGCAUUUGCUUCAAACCAUAAUAAAUGUCUCUUCAAAACUGCCCCUCAAUUCAUAUCAAAAACUAUCUAGACUGAUCCACACCAAGGACAUUUUAAGUUUCUUCUUUCUAGUUACGAUAACGGUGUAUUAUUAUUCUAACUUAAAUUUUGAUAGCUGGUACAAAUUUCUUGUACCGUAUAUUUUUGUGCUGGUGUUUCAAAUGGAUAUGUUAUAUAUGAAUUUGGUUUGCAUAUUAAAGACCUGUUUCAAGAGAAUCGACGACAAUCUGAUAAAUCUGCGGGAGCUCGUCGUAAACGAUGAGCCUCAUCUUUUGUGGCGGAUCUAUCAUAAGCAUAAAAAUCCAUCCCUGUUAAUGGAACUCAAAGCUUUAAAGAAGCAGCAUCUGACGAUCAGCGACGCAGUACAAAUGCUAAACAUGAUUUUCAGUUUGCAGCUCCUGGCUACUAUAAUUAUGACUUUUGCCGAGCUUACUUUUCAACUGUACUUCUACAUAGUACAUUGGAAAACUGGCAUGAUAAUGAACGAUCUGGGCGAUCUGAUUCACGAUCUGUUUUCAAUAAUGACUAUAACGUAUUACGCUGUAAAAAUAACGUUGAUAGUAUGGGCCUGUGAGACCGGUAAAGACCAGGCCAUGAAGAUCGGCAUGACCGUUCACAAUUUGCUUAAUAAUUCUUCAGAUGAACAAAUCAAAGACGAGUUGCAGCUGUUUUCCUUGCAAAUACUGGACUGCGAAAAUGCGUUUGCCGCGAAAGGUCUCAUUGUGGAUGCUACUCUUCUCACUGCAAUAGUGAGUAACAUAACUACGUAUCUACUGAUCUUAAUACAAUUCUUAAUUACCUCACAUACUUGCAAUGGAAAUAUAGUAAAUAAUGUCACACAGAUAAUUUAA